This is a messenger RNA of Colletotrichum graminicola M1.001, 2214 nucleotides long. Its product is annotated as snf5/smarcb1/ini1. Bases 1 to 2214 code for a protein of 737 amino acids. Gene Ontology annotation, biological process: chromatin remodeling; regulation of transcription by RNA polymerase II. The record is from RefSeq and is a predicted model, not a curated record. The transcript is spliced from 2 exons. Gene Ontology annotation, cellular component: nucleus; SWI/SNF complex; nuclear chromosome. NCBI's taxonomy places the organism in Eukaryota, Fungi, Ascomycota, Sordariomycetes, Glomerellales, Glomerellaceae. Gene Ontology annotation, molecular function: transcription coregulator activity.
AUGGCCGCUCAGCCAUCCACGUUCACGCCCACCGCGGCCGGCGCGACAGCAUCCUCUUCGGCCUCCACAUCCGCGUCCGCCGCCAACGAUCACGAUGGCACGCCCCAAUCGGCCGCGGCCAAGGCGCUUCCCGUUCGUAACAGGGACUCGUUCAACAAGCUUCAGGUCGAGCGCUACGUUACGCGCGAUUGGUAUCACUCCGUCGCGAUGAAGGAUGCCCAGGAGCGCUUCGAGAAGGACAUGCAGCAGAUGAGGGAUAAGAUCGAUGACUACAACAUCGUCAAGACCCAGCGCGUAUACUUCCCUCCGAGCAAGCUGUACGGCGAAGGGUACCGUGGCUUCGGGAACGGCUACACCGACAUCGAUCCCCGUAUGAGAGCGCCAUUUCCAGCCCAGGUCAUUUACCCGAGCCAGAAGCCGCGGCCGGGAAAACGCCAGUCGCAUCCCCUACGAUGGAAGAAGAAGGAGCUGAAGAAACAGGCGGAGCAGCACGAAGAGCUCGUGCCGGUACGAAUUGACGUUGAUUGGGAGAAGAUCAAGCUACGCGACACCUUCACCUGGAACCUACACGACAGGAUAAUCCCGGCCGAGCUUUUUGCGCAGCACCUCGUCGAAGAUUUGGGCGUCCCUCUGGAUGCCCAGCACAAACCCGUCCUCGACCAGGUCAUCCUGCAGAUGCGCGACCAGCUCAACGACUUUUACCCCCUGGUCUUCUCAGAAGAGGACGCGCUCGACCCGGAGCUGCCCUAUUCUGCCUACAAAAAUGACGAGAUGAGGGUAUUGAUCAAGCUCAACGUCACCAUCGGCGGUGUGACCUUGGUCGACCAGUUCGAGUGGGAUAUCAACAAUCCUCUAAACUCUCCAGAGGAAUUCGCCGCCUCCAUGACUCGCGACAUGGCGCUGUCUGGCGAGUUCACCACGGCCAUCGCACAUAGCAUUCGAGAGCAAUGUCAAUUGUUCACACGAAGCUUGUACAGUGUUGGGCAUCCCUUCGAUGGCCGCCCAGUUGAAGACCCCGAUCUAGUCGCCGCCUUUCUACCUUCUCCACUACCGUCCGUCUUCAGACCCCAGCAGCAGGCCAAGGACUAUGCGCCAUAUCUGUACGAGCUCAGCGACGCCGAUUUGGAACGAAACGAGGUCAUCUUCUCCCGAGAACUGCGGCGCCAAAAGCGCUCCAUCAACCGUCGCGGCGGCCCCCAACUUCCAGACCUCAAAGAAAGACAGCGCACAAUCAGGACGCUCCUGGUUUCAUCCGUGCUUCCAGGAGCCGCCCCCAACAUUGAAGAGAGCACAUUGUAUAAGCGCGUUGCUGGUGCGCCGAACACCCGCAAGCGGCCGGGAGCCCGCGACGGCGAGGUUUCCGAUUCCGACGACAGCGAAGACUCUGGGCCGGAUUCGCCGGGCGUCUCCCAACUCGGCGGUGGCACGGCCAGGACCAGAGGACUUCGCGGGGCUGCAAGCGCUGCUCAGCAGAGGAUUACGAAUCUCGGCCGCUCAGAAACCCCCGAGGCGAGCAUCAUUCACCACCACGAGACUCGCAGAAACAUUGGCCGCACGCUGCGUGACACUCGCGACGAGACUGAGGAGCCUAGCCAGCUGAUUGUCACACUGAAAGUGGGCAAGGACAAGCUAAGGAGACUACUCCAAACCCCGAGAUCAAGGGUUACGCCGAGCGGAUCACAGACACCCUCUACACCCGCACACACCCGCAUACCCAGCGCUGCUGCUGCGGCUGCGGCGGCGAACUCGAUGCCUCCGCCGUCUACGCCAGCUUCCAACAGCCAAACGCUUCCCACCACGCUUGGCACGCCUCUUCCUCAGGGCCAGAUCGGUCGACAACCUGCACCGCCACCCGUUGCUGGUCAACCACCACCACCUCCGCCUCCGCCACCUGAAUGGCUCAAGGACUGCUUGCAGCAGCUCAAGAAUACCUACACCUUUGACAACUUUGAGGGCAUGAUGAAGUAUUCAGCCAUCAAUCCGGACACUGAGAUGCCCAUAUCCGUACCCGCAGGAUCACAGCCACCAGAGGGGGCCAAAUGGAUGUUCCUUCCGCGCAUUCGUUGUCUUGACUGUCCUGGCAAGCUAUAUACCCCUGGCCCUGAGAUGACAGCCGGCAACUUCGAGGUCCAUCUGCGUAACAAGCAGCAUCGUCAGAAGGUGGAUGCCAGAGUGGGCAAGGACACGUCACCCGCUGCUAUCGGAACAUCAUAG